Trichobilharzia regenti is the source of this 630-nucleotide messenger RNA. The record is from the annotation of a GenBank genome assembly. Lineage: Eukaryota; Metazoa; Platyhelminthes; Trematoda; Strigeidida; Schistosomatidae.
AUGGGUAAGAUUACGAAAUUGGUGGUUUGUGGGCCUGUGGGUAGUGGGAAAACCUCUCUAAUUGAACACUGCAUAUAUGGAAAUUAUUUUGAGAGACAACCUGAUGACUUCGUUUCUACAUCUGAAGAUACCUAUAAUGCUGUUGUUGAGACAGAUCGUGGCUCCAAAGAAAAAGUUCGAAUUUAUGAUCUUGGGGGAACCACAAAAGUUGAGCGACAUUUCGUGAAUUGUGCUGAUGCAUUUAUUUUGGUGUAUGAUGUAAGCGAUGCGAAAUCUUUCACUGCAGUACAAAAUUUGAAGCAAGACAUUGACAAGCACCGUGAAAAACGUGACUUAUGCGUAGUACUGUGUUGUCACAAAGUCGAUAAACUUAGGGAUAUAACUCUAGAUACAACAGAAGUUUCUCGGUGGACUCAAUAUGAAAAAGUAGCAGGGACUUUUGAAACAACUGUCCAUGAUCGUCAAUCACUCAUCAAUCUAUUUGCAUGGGUCGUGUCCCGUGUCAAUCAAUCACAAAUCGGACACUUCCAUCGAAUUGAAAGUGCACUUUGCUGCAGAUUUUAUCGCUCCUAUUAUGAUAACAAUAUCAGCAAAUCAGGUUUUUCUUUUGGAAAGAAAGAUGCUCGAUGA